Molecule: messenger RNA, 1328 nt
Organism: Dichomitus squalens LYAD-421 SS1
Lineage: Eukaryota; Fungi; Basidiomycota; Agaricomycetes; Polyporales; Polyporaceae
Exons: 4
Coding region: 443-760 (105 amino acids)
Source: RefSeq, a predicted model, not a curated record
GGAAGUCAAGAUCAGAGAGGCCAAACGUACAUGUCAAAGAACCUCAUAGCUCCGUCUCAUUCAAUCCUUCUAUGAGUACGCCGCGCUCCGAGUGAACGGCCCAUCUCCAUGAUCAAUCAGACAUCAUCUCGACAACCUCACUAUCGGAAGCCCCGUUUUCUCGCCUCUCGCCAGUCGUUAUCCGCUGUGGUUGUGAAAGCGGCGGCAGAUCAGGAAAAGGUCGCAGGUUUGGCUUGCUUGAUGCUUCCCUCGCUGUCUCCGAUGGAGCACAAGUACCGUCGAUGUUCGACCUUGCGCGUGGACGGGAGGGCACCCUGUCAGGAACAACGUUUGCUGCUGUUUCUCGGACUAGCAGAAGGGUGAGAAGAGGAUCGACAGCAAGCGUUCUUGCCGUGUCAGGUGAGUAUGGUUUCCUUGACAUCUUGGAGACCUGUUCUCUGGAAUGCUCUCCGCGGGAUUUCUUCUCGCGACUUGUUUUCUCGGCGUCAGCGGCUUCCUCUGUUGGCGGCGUCCCGUGGCCCGCUCCAGUGUGGGAGGGUGCAUGUGGGCGACUAAGAUCUUCGCCAUCGCGAAGUUGAUGACGCGAGUGGUUGGACAGAGCUUUGGGAGGCACACUUCCCUGUAUCGCCAUGACGGUCUUGAAGGGGUGGAACGAGUGCCACUGCGGAAGUUCGUUGUCGGGAUCUUGUUCAUCAGAGCUGUCACUGCUGAUAUCGCACAGAUCGAAGUGAUCUCGUUCGUCGCUCAAUUCAUGCGGUGAUAACGUUGAGAAUGGGGCAGCCUUAGACGUGGACGGUGGGGAAGCGCGUGCCCUGGUAUGCUUCUUGGUCUGGAGCGGUGCGAUAGAUUGAGAGGGUAUGGGAGGAGCUGUUGUGCCCUCGUCGUCCUCGAGGGCACCGAAAAGCCGUCCCCUGCGGUCUUCCACUCCGUCAUCUAGGUCGUCCACGUCUUGUUCGAGCUCUGGAGUCUCUCCGCCCGAGCGGCGGCGAUAACAGCCUCGUAUGAUAUCGCCCCAGAGUAUGUAGGUGUUGCACGAAUCGCACUUACCACCCCUCGGAAUCACGUCAGACGUGGACGCGACCUCACGUCCGAGAAACUGGCGUGACAGGCAAGAGAGAUGGGACACAGCCGUGCAGGACGAUGUCAGACAGAGCGCCGUGGUUAAAGGAUCCGCAUCGGGUUGGACAGCAUCGUGACAGAUCAAACAUCGAAGGUCGCGGCCGGGUACGAAGAUCGAAGAUGCCUUGCGCAGGUGCUCAGAGGUGAAUUGGGCGUCUGUGACGUCUAUCGGUCCAGUCCGACCGGAACCUGUGAUGCCUGACUUUCCA